Messenger RNA from Ectocarpus sp. CCAP 1310/34, 1879 nucleotides. The record is from the annotation of a GenBank genome assembly. Lineage: Eukaryota; Phaeophyceae; Ectocarpales; Ectocarpaceae.
UGAUCCGAGAUGGGGUCGAGGCAAUAUACCGAGAUUGCGAGUCCUGUGCUGCCAUCCCACAACUUUCGCGCGCAUUCGUCCUUCAGAGAGCAAGCCAGCAACACCAACAUGCAGUACUCCCUCGUUUUCCUGGCCGUUGUGGCGAUGCUGGGUUCGGUGCUUGGAUUCCAGGUUGCUCCCAGGGGAUUGCCGACGGCAUCGCGCUGCUCGGGAGUGUCCACGUCCCCGCGGGCAUCGUCCUCGUUCACCGCACGACCGGUGGCGGCGACAGCAGCAGGGGGAGCAGCGCCCAGAGCCUCCGCGCACAAGAGGAGACAACAACGGUUCAGCAUGCAGUUCGGAGAAGGAGGCGGGCCAAUCGAGAAGGGAACCAUGCCGUCCUACGAAGAAGAGCAGGAUAAGGCGUUCUUCAACAGCGAGCUGGACAACGCCCCAGCGACGGAAAAGGUGAAGGACCCCGUUGUGAUCAUCACUCUGGCCUGGAUCCUGGGGAUGUUCCUCCUCGCCACCGGGCUCAUCCUCAACGGCGUCAACUAACCGGUUGUCUCUUUGGCUCCAUCACGCUGGCCUGGAUGGUGGUGGGGGUGUUUUGUUCUUCCUGGCCGCGAGUCUCCUCCUCCUCAACGUUGCUAACUACAAACAUUUGACUUUUGUGUGGUUGUCUAUAGACCCAACGAGGGCGAUCUUGGGAAGAAAACUAGAAUGCGGCAGCAGACCAUCUUUGUAUUAGAAGGGAACAUGUUCAUCGCUACGCAAGGCGUGUCGCUAACCGAAAGGGUCGCCUGGACCCACCAGUGUACGUACAGGGUUCGGGGAUCGGACUUCGGGGUGAUCUCUCUCUCUUUCUAUGCAUCUUUUAUCGGUGGUUGAUGUUGUUGUGACGAAGGAGCUUAAUGGGGGCUGGUGGAGGUGUAGAAGUCACCGAUCAGCAAGAGCUCACAUAGUUAGGCUAUUUGCGUUUUCGUGGGAGUUGUAUGUAGGUUAGAGGACGGGGGAAAUGCAGCAGACGCGGCCUGGUUGGAUGCUUCUGUCGGCCCAAGAAGGAAGUACACCAUGUAGCCUUGCAUUUUUCCGUUCUAUUUUUUUUAAGAUAUAAAGCUGGGAACACAAUUUUUGUUUCGGUCACUUGUUCUAGCCCUUCUGCUUUUCGUAGCGAGGAAUGCCCGGGUUUCGCUUUUGUGGCGUGCCCACAAUGAAGAAACGUUUGGUGGAGCACCGUGUCGGACCACACAAAGUCACGUUGCAUUUUUUUUGUUUGCCCUCCAUAUCCGAAAGUGCUGUAGGAUUUCUCGAGGUAAGAGCCGCUCCAGUAGUGGGCUCACCGGCGGGAUUCCUCGUACACGCAGAAGGUUUGCAUGGGAGAUGAAUUUAUGCCUGAAUUUUCUGGUGGUGGCAAAAUAUGGGAACGAACCUAACUACGAUGAGUGAUUCUUGGAAUAGGUGGUGGCUGCGUGCGUAGGCUAAGCUCUUUGUCUGAAAGUGGCACGUUGCAUGGUCGGGGUGUGGAGAAGUCGCUCUUUCUAGGGACGGUCGCCGUCUGCACGACGGCUUCAUGGCUCCAGCAUGUUUCUCUUGCGGGCAAGAUUUCAGGGGCGGGUGGUCAUGUCGUACUUAAGGUUAGGGUUGGAUGUCGCGGGAGCUUGCCGAAGAUAGACAAAACAAGCGUGAACGAGAACGCAGCCUGACUGCUGAGAAUGGUGCAGUUGGUGAAGUGAUGAUGAUUUGGUGAGCAUUCUGCACCUGGCUGAGCUGGAGAGCGAUCCAUUCGCACACUUUCGCCCCUCUGCCGCAAAUGCUGGGCGGUUUGGGAACGAGUUCUCAAAAGUGGCAUCGUGGAAAAAUCAGCGGUUGUCUUCUCACAUUGUGAUUGUCGGUUGCU